Nycticebus coucang (slow loris) is the source of this 5504-nucleotide messenger RNA. RefSeq names its product hexose-6-phosphate dehydrogenase/glucose 1-dehydrogenase (gene H6PD). The transcript has 5 exons. Bases 452 to 2974 code for a protein of 840 amino acids. Gene Ontology annotation, cellular component: endoplasmic reticulum. Gene Ontology annotation, molecular function: NADP binding; glucose-6-phosphate dehydrogenase activity; 6-phosphogluconolactonase activity. Gene Ontology annotation, biological process: glucose metabolic process; pentose-phosphate shunt, oxidative branch; pentose-phosphate shunt. The record is from RefSeq and is a predicted model, not a curated record. Lineage: Eukaryota; Metazoa; Chordata; Mammalia; Primates; Lorisidae.
AGCGACUCAGGAUUGAGACCUGCAGAUGGGAAUGGUUUGCUCCUGCCUUGAUGCAUGUGGCACAGAGGGACCAGAACAAGAAGGGAGGGGUGCAGGAAAAUACUUGGCUGUUAGUAAAAGGACUGGCUGCAUUACUUUGUACCUCAGUUUAAAAUGGUAUUUAGUUUGAAUUCUUUUUUUACUCCCACAUGCUCUUUUAAAAAUUCCAAACUCAUGGGUCAUGACUUGAAGAAAAUUGCCUUUCUUCCUCUCUUGUGCACAGAAGGUAGCAUUGUGAAAGGCUGGGACAGGGGACAGGGCUGCAGCUGCCACUGACCUUUACCUUCUGGCUCCUACUUGUUUCCUGGGCAUGGAAGAUUAGAACGGCUUCCUCUAGUGGUUUACCAGAAACUCUCUGGGGUGGAAGCUGUAGCUGGGUCUGUCUGCACAGGGACUGGGCAGGGAUAGCCACAUGGAGAAGAGACCAGAUCUGCCUCUUCCGCUUGGGCAGAAGCAGAUCGGACUCUGGAUUCUGUUCCAAACUUCCUGGCUGGCCAGGCCAGUGUUCCCACCUUCUGGGAUGUUAGCAGAGACCUUCUUUAACAGGCACCCAGGCUCUUGGAAGAUGCUCACAGUGGCGGUGUGCGUGGCCCUUCUGGGCUGCCUGCAGGCCCAGCAGCCCCAGGGACAUGUUUCUGUAAUCCUGCUGGGAGCAACUGGAGACUUGGCCAAGAAGUACUUAUGGCAGGGGCUGUUCCAUCUCUACCUGGAUGAGGCAGGGAAGGGCCACCGUUUUAGCUUCCAUGGGGCUGCCCUGACGGCCCCCAAGCAGGGCCAAGAGCUCAUGGCCAAGGCUCUCGAAACCCUUUCCUGUCCCAAGGACAUGGCACCCAGUCACUGUGCUGAACGCAAGGAUCAGUUUCUGCAGCUGAGCCAGUACCGCCAGCUGAAGACGGCUGAGGACUACCGGACUCUGAACAAGGACAUUGAGGCACAGAUCCAGCACGAAGGCCUCCAGGAGGCUGGCAGGAUUUUCUACUUUUCUGUGCCACCCUUCACCUAUGCAGACAUUGCCCGUAAUAUCAACAGCAGCUGCCGUCCAGGCCCGGGCACCUGGCUGCGCGUGGUCCUUGAGAAACCUUUUGGCCAUGACCACUACUCAGCCCAGCAGCUAGCCACAGAGCUCGGGAGCUUUUUCCAGGAGGAGGAGAUGUACCGGGUGGACCAUUACCUGGGCAAGCAGGCGGUGGCUCAGAUCCUGCCUUUCCGAGAUCAGAACCGCAAGGCCUUGGACGGCCUCUGGAACCGGCACCACGUGGAGCGGGUGGAGAUCGUCGUGAAGGAGAGUGUGGACGCAGCAGGUCGCACCAGCUUCUAUGAGGAGUACGGCGUCAUUCGAGACAUCCUCCAGAACCACCUGACCGAGGUCCUCACCCUGGUGGCCAUGGAGCUGCCACACAACGUUAGCAACACGGAGGCCGUGUUGCAGCACAAGCUUCAGGUCUUCCGGGCGCUGCGGGGCCUGCAGAAGGGCAGUGCCGUCAUGGGCCAGUACCAGACUUACAGUGAGCAGGUGCGCAGAGAGCUGCAGAAGCCAGACAGCUUCCACAGCCUGACGCCAACCUUUGCAGGCAUCCUCGUCCACAUCGAUAACCUUCGCUGGGAGGGUGUUCCUUUCAUCCUGAUGUCUGGCAAAGCCUUGGACGAGAGAGUGGGCUACGUUCGGGUCUUGUUCAAGAACCAGGCACAUUGUGUGCAGAGCGAAAGGCGCUGGGUCGAGGCUCAGAGCCAGUGCCUGCCCCGGCAGGUGGUCUUCCACAUCGGGCAUGGCAACCUGGGCGGCCCUGCUGUGCUGGUCAGCCGGAACCUGUUCAGGCCUUUCCUACCCUCCAAGAGCUGGACGGAAAUGAAGGACCAGCCUGGGCUUCGCCUUUUUGGACGCCCUCUGUCCGAUUACUAUGCCUACAGCCCCGUGAAGGAGCAGGAUGCCUAUUCCAUCCUCCUGUCACACAUCUUCCACUGCCGAAAGGACUUCUUCAUCACCACAGAGAACUUGCUGGCCUCCUGGGUCUUCUGGACCCCUGUGCUGGACAGCCUGGCCCAUGAGGUCCCGCGCCUCUACCCGGGAGGGGCUGAGAAUGGCCAUCUGUUGGAUUUUGAAUUCAGUGGCAGCCAGUUGUUCUUUUCCCAGCAGCAGCUGGAACAGCUGGUACCUGGGCCAGGGUCUGCCCCAGUGCCCAGUGACUUCCAGGUCCUUAGGGCCGAAUACCGAGAAAGCCCACUGAUUUCGGCCUGGCCUGAGGAGCUGAUCUCUAAACUGGCCGCUGACAUCGAGGCCACGGCCAUGCGGGCCGUGCAGCACUUCGGCAAGUUCCACCUGGCGCUCUCAGGUGGCUCCAGUCCUGUGGCCCUGUUCCAACAGCUGGCCAUGGGGCACUAUGGCUUCCCCUGGGCCCACACACAUCUGUGGCUGGUUGAUGAGCGCUGCGUCCCACUCUCAGACCCAGAGUCCAACUUCCACGGCCUGCAGGCUCACCUGUUGCAGCAUGUCAGGGUUCCCUACUAUAACAUCCAUCCCAUGCCCGUGCAGCUGCGCCAGCGGCUCUGCGCCGAGGAGGACCAGGGCACCCAGAUCUACGCCAGUGAGAUCUCAGCCCUGGUGACCAACAGCAGCUUCGACCUGGUGCUCCUGGGCAUGGGUACCGACGGGCACACAGCCUCGCUCUUCCCACAGUCGCCCACCGGCCUGGACGGGGAGCAGCUGGUGGUGCUGACCAAGAGCCCCUUCCGGCCGCACCUCCGCAUGAGCCUCAGCCUGCCCCUCAUCAAUCGUGCCAAGAAAGUGGCAGUCCUGGUCAUGGGCAGGAUGAAGCGUGAGAUCACCCUGCUGGUGAGCCGUGUGGGCCGUGAGCCCAAGAAGUGGCCCAUCUCGGGUGUCCUGCCCAGUUCUGGCCAGCUGGUUUGGUACAUGGAUUAUGAGGCAUUCCUGGGAUAAUGGAACUUUUUCCUUUGCCCACUCCACUCCUGAACUUUCCUCCCUAGCCUUGUUCCUGCCCUCCUAGCCCCACCACCUGCCCAGUGUGCCCUGGCUCUCUGGGAUCUGAGGCCCCACAGUCAGGCCCCAGUGUCCCAGUGCCUUUGGCAGUCAUCAUGGCUAGAUGUGGUGGAUAGGUGCAGAAACAAGGGAGACGCUUCAAAUCCGGGUCAGAGAGAGCCCUUAAAAAAAGGCCUACAGUAGUCACACAUUGAUGUCAACCAAAAUAGGGUAAUGUGAGAGGUCCCAGGUUCACAGAGGGAAUAAGGGCUGAGCUUAAUCAGGGAGUUUCCCAGAGGAGGUUAUCCUUGAACUGGCGCCCAUGGAAAGGAAGAGUAUGAUGGACAGAGAGGAGGAUGCAAAGGCCCCCUAGGAAGGGAGGGCAGCAGGCUGUGCAAAGCAGGGAUGCUUGGGACCUUCCUGAGAACUCGAGUAGCUCAGGCCCUUGCUUCCUCCAAGACGUCCCUCCUCCCAGAGCCUCUGCAGUCAGCCUCUGUCCCUGCCUCUUCUCUGUGGCCUCCACCUGUUCCCCAUCUCUGGCCCUUUCUCUCCCUUCCAUCCUGACUGUGCCAUGGGUAUUCCCAGUCCUCUCCCUGCUAUUUUGGGUUCCUCAGAUUUAUAGAGAGAUGAGGGGUGAUAGAAGAAUACAGCAGCAAAUACUAGUCAGAAGUUUCCAGAAAUCCUAUAGCUGCUGUUUGGAGGUUCCUUUCUUAGUUGCUGAACUGCUCUGCCAGAGAAGGCGGGUCCAGUUCCCCAGCUUCCCUGGGGAGGACCCCUGCCCUCCUUCCUUUCUCUGGUCUCCUUCCCUGGGGCACAUUGGGUGUAGAUGGUCAGGGCCGGUUCAGGGAUUCCUAAUUUAAGAGGGCCAUUUACACCUCAGGGGACUCCCAGGAGGUUAUUUCCACUCUGUGCAGCCUCCAGUUAAAUCAUUUACUGAUGGCAGAGUCAUGUGCCUUGAGUGACACAGGGCCCUCCAGGUAGUGGCAAUCCGACCACACAGGACCCAGACCCAGGCUUCUGGGGCAGGAUGGCAGCAGCUGCCCACGGCCUUUUUGGGACCUAAAUUACAGGGCUGCAGCCAGCCCUCUUCACUCUGUCUUUUGGUGGCCCUAUAACCUACCAGCUUCUCCACCAGCAGCCCCACAAGGGGAAUGAGUAGGCAGCUUCUCUGCAAGCACAGGUUAAAGCAGUGGGAUCUCUGCUCUUCAGAAGCCAUGGGCCACUAAUACCUGUUUCUGAAACCCUCAAGAAGAGAUCUGAAAUUCUUUUUUUUUUUUUUUUUUUGUAGAGACAGGGUCUCACUUUAUUACCCUUGGUAGAGUGCCGUGGCCUCACACAGCUCACAGCAACCUCCAACUCCUGGGCUUAAGCGAUUCUCUUGCCUCAGCCUCCCGAGUAGCUGGGACUACAGGCGCCUGCCACAACGUCUGGCUAUUUUUUGGUUGCAGUUUGGCCGGGGCCGGGUUUGAACCGGUCACCCUCAGUAUAUGGGGCCAGCGCCUUACCAACUGAGCCACAGGCGCCGCCCGAGAUCUGAAAUUCUUUUAAAAAACAACAAAAAGCAGACUGGGUAGGUGGCUUGGGCCUGUAAUCGUAGCCCUCUGGGAGGCUGAGGUGGGAGGAUCCCUUGAGCCCAGCAGUUUGAGGUUGCUGUGAACUAGGAUGACACCCCUGCACUCCAGACAGGGCAACAGGGUGAGACUCCGUCUCAACAACAAAAAGCAAAAUUCUCAGGUCACAUGUAAUUUUGUUUGUUCAACUUCCCACAUAGUCAUGUACCCCAGAAGAUGCGUCCCUGAAGGGUUAAGGCAGGUUUUUCUGUGUGACUUCCUACAUCUUAAAGUCACACUCUGGGUCGGGCAAAUACAAAGUUUCAUGUCCUGCAGAAUUUUCCAGGAAAGGGCUUUCAUUCGGCGAGGAGGAGCGUCACGAAGUCUGUUCCUUCACUUUGGACUGUUGACACUUUCUUCAAGGCUCUGGAUUUGACAGAAUCCAGCUUGCAUUUGAGAUGUGUGCCUGUGGGGUGAUUCCAGAGCCUCCAGCCCACGCAGGAUAGACUUUGACCCCAGCCAGACGGGGCAUCUCUCUUUAUGCCCAGAGCGCUGCCUUUGGUGGAAAAGAACCACAAUGCCUGGGCCCAGAAACCUCCCUGUCUGUCCAGCUCACCCUCCUGGUCUGCAGGCUGGGCCGGUGCCCAGGGUGACGUGGGUGCUUGUGGGUGCCGGCCGCAUGGGGGAGCCCUUGCACUGUCCCCGCCGCCUCCCCUGGUGGCAGGUUCUGGCGCCGUAUUUCUUCGCAUGUCCAUGAUCUGUUUCCCUGGGUGCCUGGCACAGCACUCCCCAUCUGUUUUUCAGGAGCUGGCUGCUCUGUGGUUGCAACACCGGAGAGAAAGGGCCUUCACAUGCCCGAAUAUCCCUCCAGGAUCAAGGGUGAGCAGGCUCCUGAUGUCACCCUUUCUGAAUAAUAGUGAGUCACUGCCAGGCCUGGGUCU